CUUGGGCCAUAAAGCCAGGCUCAAGGCAGAUGUGUACAACUUGACAAACUGGCAUGUGGAGCUAUGCGUGACAUGCAGUGGAAUGUUCCACCCAGCUAAAACAGCCAAUUGGGAAAUUUUGCGCCCCUGCAGAAUUUAAGGAGGAAUGAGAUCCAAUUGAAAGGCUGGCCAGGCUUGAAACAUGAGGCACUGAGCAGCUGGUUUGGGGUAUUAGCAUUGGAAACAGCUGCAAGGCCGAACCUUUUUAUCAGUAGAAAGCUUGUUAUUGGACUAACUGACAACUUCCUGUGUUUGCACCAUGGGGAAGUCAGCCUCAAAGCAAUUUGCAGAAGAGGUGCUGCAGCGCCAUAAUGAGCACAGGAAGAAGCACCAGGCUCCACCACUCAAGCUGAGCGCCAAACUGAACAGAGAGGCCACCCGCUAUGCUGAGAGUUUGGCUAGCACACGGAUUCUAAAACACAGUGAGGAGUCCAGUAGGGGGAGCUGUGGCGAGAACCUGGCAUGGGCCUCCUAUGACCAAUCAGGGACGGAUGUGGCCGACCGCUGGUACGAUGAAGUCAAACAGUACAACUUCAGCUCUCCUGGAUUCUCCUCUAACACUGGCCAUUUCACAGCAAUGGUGUGGAAGAGCAGCACAACGUUGGGUGUCGGUAAAGCCAUUGCAUCAGACGGCUCCUCCUUCGUGGUGGCCAGAUACUUUCCAGCUGGGAAUAUCACCAACCAGGGGCACUUUGACAACAACGUCCUCCCGGUUAAAGCUUCCGGACCCCCCUCCUAAAGAUGAUUAAGUCAAUUUGUGGCCUGCAAUGCGAUGGAGAGAAGCAUCCUGCAUUGGACUUAAGAGAACCACUUGGGCUGAAACUAUGAGUGUUUUCUCGUUUGAAAACGACUGUUAAAUAAUACAGUGUCUAGAGAAAUAUGUGUAAGACUGUUGGCUAACACACAGGAGCUCACUUUAUCUGUAUUUGUAUACAAACCGAAACCAAGUCAAUUACAUAGAAAUAUGUUUUACAUAUGAAAUCAUACCUUGAUCAUGGUUGGUAUUUUUCCGGUUAUCCAACCAGAAUUCUGUGUUUUGUUUACUAGUAUUUAAAGUGGAUAAACAGUCCAAAAUGUUGUAAUCCGUCCAUUUUUUUGAAUAAAAUUUACAACAUACAUACUGUUGCUUUGCCUGUUGGUUUCCAACACACAUGGAUUUGUGUAAUAUCCAUUGUU
Dunckerocampus dactyliophorus (ringed pipefish) is the source of this 1215-nucleotide messenger RNA. It is a transcript of the gene glipr2l, whose product is annotated as GLI pathogenesis-related 2, like. The transcript is spliced from 5 exons. The coding region runs from base 299 to 778 and encodes 159 amino acids. Gene Ontology annotation, cellular component: extracellular region. NCBI's taxonomy places the organism in Eukaryota, Metazoa, Chordata, Actinopteri, Syngnathiformes, Syngnathidae. The record is from RefSeq and is a predicted model, not a curated record.